Molecule: messenger RNA, 1632 nt
Organism: Phytophthora sojae
Lineage: Eukaryota; Oomycota; Peronosporomycetes; Peronosporales; Peronosporaceae
Exons: 4
Coding region: 1-1632 (543 amino acids)
Source: RefSeq, a predicted model, not a curated record
AUGGGUCAAGGCAAGCACAAGGCGAAGAGGGGCAAAUUGGCCUACUUGUCUAUUCCUAGUGGUGGCGCGAGCAGCCGGCUUAGUGUCAGCAGAAUUUCCGAACCUGAAGACGAGUGGGUCUUCAGGGUGGACGAUGUUACCAGUGGUGGAGCAGCGUUUGUCGCUGGGAUUCGCACCGGUGACCACUUCUCAACGUUCCAGUGGGCGACCGCAGAGAAGAAACCCUGGGACGCUGACACGCUGGAGGCCCUGGAAAACCCGGACUCCGAGUCUGAUGGUUUUGCCAUUGUGUCCAUUUGCAAAAAGUAUCCCCUCGGAGACGAUGAAAAGGAGUUUCAGAAGUAUCGGGACUCGGCUAUUCAGAAGAAACAGGUACAUGUAUGCAUGCAUGCACCAAACCAAACCAACAAUGAGAUGGGUCGACUGACUAGGUGUGAUGUUGCUGAUGCCGCAAGUCCACAUGGAAAACCAAGGAAAAGCUCAACCAACUCCCUCAAUUCUACUGGGAAAACGACGAAGUACCAACCGAGGCACAUCGAAAAGCCCCGACUGAAGAAACCCAAACGUGCAUUUAAUGGCAGCGAUUGCGAUAGCGAGAGCAGCGAAUGGGACUCCUGUGUGUCAUCUCUUGGGCCGUGCGAAAAAGACGACGAAGACGAUGAUGAAGAAGAAGGCGGUGACCAGCUUUUGCAGCAAGAGGGAGGCGACGGAGAAGAAGAUGAUGAAGAAGAGAGCAAAGGCGACUCGAAUGCACCUGAAAUCUUGGCCGCCGAACUGUGGGGGCCGGCUCAGGGCUUAAUGCCACCUGAAGUCGAGGAAGUUUUAAAUCCGCGACACCAGUCAGGCUCACCAGCACCUCUCAAUACUUCUUCGCCAGCUGAAGUUCCUCCUCCUCCUGUUGCAGCUCCUCCGACUGCUGAAGCUGUCCUACUGCAAGUCAUCAAGGAAGCUAAGAACUACUCUGGAGCGAUAUCGUCAAGCUCGGAAUGGACCUCAAGGCUUUUUGACUUGCUGGGAGUGUCGACGGGGAGCUUUCUUGAACAAUUAGGCAGACCUUCGCCUGCGGACUUUGUCGGUCUACUCGAGCAAACCGUGAAACCACUCGCGGAGUGGUCCUCGCUCGCGGGCCAGGACGAUGGGGACAUGGCUGCGAGCAUCAACCGGAUCGUGGAUGCAGCUACUCUACUGCCGUCGAAAGCCAGCGCAGAGGUGAACGUGGAACCAACAAUGGAGCAGAUUCGCACGCUGGAAGCAGACGUCGAGUCCACCUCGGAUCCCGAUCGAGCCAAGCUGCGGCGGAUCAAGGCGGAGGAGAAGGACAUGGAGGUUUGCAUGAAAAUAACGGGCCUGCUGUCCGCCCAGCGGGAACGCAUCGACUGCUAUGAUCAAAUGAUCACGGAGCGUCAGGGCUGCUGCCAUACUGUCGUUGUCCCAGCGACCCCGGGUGGCUCGGAAGUGGCACGGGAGACGUGCACAAGGGCUAACGAGAAGGCGACCAAGUUGUCGGAAGACUUGUUCUAUGCUUCCAGCAGUGUAUUGGGCGUCAUGGACGACCAAUCGCGCGACUUGGUGUAUAAAUUCACUUUUGAGCAGCAAGUAUCGACUCUAAGAUGCAAAGCUGCGGAGCUGUGA